Messenger RNA from Hydra vulgaris (swiftwater hydra), 2373 nucleotides. Its product is annotated as cationic amino acid transporter 2. NCBI's taxonomy places the organism in Eukaryota, Metazoa, Cnidaria, Hydrozoa, Anthoathecata, Hydridae. Gene Ontology annotation, cellular component: plasma membrane. Gene Ontology annotation, biological process: transmembrane transport; amino acid transport. The record is from RefSeq and is a predicted model, not a curated record. Gene Ontology annotation, molecular function: amino acid transmembrane transporter activity.
UAUGCAACCUUUCAAUGAUGGGAAAGCUAAAGAAGAUGUAUGCAACUACAUGUACAAUGCAAUUUUGGAGCUUGUCUAAACAGGGGACCUUAUUAGUAGACCUAGCCUAAAAUUUAAAUCAGGAGUUAUAUAGUAUUCGAUAAUGGAUACGAUAAAGGGUGCGCUUACAUUUUUGCAUAAGACAUGCAAUCGUAAGAAAAGCUUGUUGUCUGCAUCUAGCCAAGAUACAACACUAAAACGAUGUUUAUCGGUAUUUGACUUAACUUUGAUGGGAGUAGGAUCAACACUUGGAUCUGGAAUUUAUAUCUUGACUGGAGAUGUUGCAAGAAAUAAAACUGGUCCUGCAAUUGUUUUAUCAUUUUUUAUUGCUGGAUUUGCCUCUAUUCUUUCAGGCUUAUGUUAUGCUGAGUUUGCAGCAAGAAUACCUAAAGCUGGUUCUGCCUAUGUGUAUUGUUAUGUUACAAUGGGAGAGUUUUGUGCUUUUGUCAUUGGUUGGAAUAUGUUACUUGAAUAUAUUAUUGGCGCUGCUGUUGUAGCAAGAGGCUUAGUUGGUUAUGUAGAUUCUUUAACUGGAGGUUUGAUUAAAAGUGGGACAAUAUCAAUAAUUGGGGAAAUAAAGGUUCCUGGAAUAAGUUCUUAUAUAGACUUUAUUUCAUUUGAAAUAAUAAUUUUAUUUACAAUAUUUAUAUCAUUUGGUAUGAAGAACUCUGCUAGAUUAAAUAAUAUCUGCGUCUCUAUAAAUAUAUUAACUAUUACUUGUGUUAUACUUGUUGGAGCAUUUUAUUCUAAAGGACAUAAUUGGAAAAAUUUUGCACCAUAUGGAGUUCCAGGUAUUAUUGCUGGAGCUUCUACAUGUUUUUUUUCAUUUAUUGGGUUUGAUGUCAUUGCAACUGUAUCAGAAGAGGCAAGGAACCCAGCAAGGGCAAUUCCAAUCAGUAUGAUUGGAACUAUAACCAUUUGCUUCCUUGCUUAUUUUGGUGUGAGUGGAGUUGUUACUUUAAUGGUUGAUUACACAAAGCUAGAUGAAUCAGCUGCAGUUGCUGUUGCUUUCAAACAAGUUGGAUUCAAGGCAAUGGCAUAUAUUAUUGGGGCUGGGGCAACAUUUGGACUUUUAGGCACAACAUUAGUGUCCUUAAUGCCUGUACCUCGUAUGCUUUACUCAAUGUCACAAGAUGGACUAUUGUUUGAAUUUUUUUCGAAAGUUAAUGUUAAAACGCAGGUUCCAGUCUAUUCAACAGUAAUAUCUGGUAUUUUUGUUGCAUUUAUAGCAGCCAUUAUUGAUUUAAAUGAAUUAGUUGAAAUGUUGUCUAUUGGUACGCUGCUUGCAUAUAGUAUUGUUGUGAUAUGUGUUGUUUUAUUGCGCUAUGAAGUUCCAGACAAAAAUGAUGCUGUUAAUGCCUAUACAGAUGAUAAGCAACUUAUUGAAGAAGAAUCUUUUUCACGAUCGUUCAAUCGUUCAAAAUAUGACUUAGGAGUUUCAAAAAAAAAUAUAUCAAUGGUAGUAAAUAUUACUGUCAUUCUUCUUCUGCUAGAGUUAAUAGGAAUUUCCGUUAUCUUGUCAUUCUUUGUUAAGAAAAUUACUGAAAAAAAUAUUGCUGUUAUUGUCAUUUUUUCGUUACUAAGUGUUGCUCUCUUAGUAACAACAGUUAUUUUAUCAAGAAACAAAUCUUGUGAAAACACCUUAAGCUUUCGAGUGCCAUUGGUGCCGUGGAUUCCAGUAUUGGCAUUGUUUUUCAAUAUUUACUUGAUGUCAAUGCUCAGCGUAUUGACAUGGAUCCGUUUUGUUGUAUGGCUAGCAAUAGGUCUGGUUAUUUAUUUUACAUACGGAAUACGUCAUAGUAAAGUUCUCUUGCAACAGAAGAAUUAAAUUUUAAGAGUUUGUCAUGACAACUGUCAAUUGCUGCUGUAAUCUGUUACUGUUAAAUUUCUUUAAAAAAUUAAUAUUCUAAACAUUUAAAACUCGACCUAUUACAGAAACAAAUACGAGCGAAAAACAGUUGUUUGUAUAUAAGAUAAAUUUUUUUAGUAAAGAAAUAAAAGUAUAUUAAAGGCAAAAAACAAAAACAAACACUUGCAACCUUUUUGGUUUACAUCUACUUUUUUUAAGUAAAAACACAGUAGUUACAAAAACACAUAUUAAAAAAAAACUCACAUUUUAUUCACAAAACACUUUUUUAAAUGUUCUAAAUUACUUUCUUUGUGUAACCUGAUAAUUAAAACAGCUUUAAUUUUCUUUUCUCCCGCAAAUAAGUUGAUAGUGACAUUUUACGACGCGUUUUACGCGAUAUGAUUUAAAAAACAAAUUUUGUAAUUUAUUUUUAUAUAUUUUUUAGUAUAAAGCAAAAUAUUUACUAUGUGUUUAUAAAAAAAUGA